CUUCUCUGUCCGUGUUUCAAGAUGGCGUCCUCGAAGCGACAAGACGGAGAUGCAGAAGCAUUGAGGCAGUGUGAGAUUUACGUUGAAAAACACAACGUUCAAGGAGUCUUGAAGGAUUGUAUUGUCCAACUGUGUAUAUCAAAACCAGAAAAUCCCUACAAGUUCUUUCGAGAAUAUUUCGAGAAAUUGGAAAAGGAGCACGAAGAUAGGAAAGUCGAAGCAUCAGGACUAGAAGCUGAGCCCGAGCAAAGAACCGAGUURGAGGAACAGCCUCCUCUCACUUCAAAACCAUUUCAGCGACAGCGAAGAGGAGCAGUUAGUGCCGCUCCCAUAACCGAAGAUGAAGCAACAUCGUAUGUUAAAAAGGUCGUACCGAAAGAUUACAAGACAAUGGCUGCUCUAUCCAAAGCUAUUACUAGAAACAUUCUGUUUUCGCAUCUGGAUGAGAAUGAGCGAAGUGAUAUUUUCGAUGCUAUGUGUUUAGUCAAACACAGUGCUGGCGAAAUCAUCAUCCAGCAAGGCGACGAGGGUGAUAACUUUUACAUUAUUGACAGUGGCGAAGUYGAGGUACUGGUUAAUAAUGCUUGUGUAAAUACGAUCAGCGAAGGUGGUAGUUUUGGAGAGUUAGCACUCAUUUAUGGUACACCAAGAGCAGCCACUAUCAAGGCCAAGACUGAYGUUAAGCUAUGGGCCAUUGAUCGCGUAACAUAUCGAAGGAUUCUCAUGGGAAGUCAGAUCCGUAAGAGACGUAUGUAUGAACAGUUCCUGGAAAAGGUCAGCAUCCUUGAAUCACUGGACAAGUGGGAGAGGUURACUGUUGCUGAUGCUCUGGAACCUGUCCAGUUUCAAGAUGGUGAAGAAGUUGUUGUACAGGGCGAACAUGGAGAYGAGUUUUACAUUAUUGUCGAGGGAUGUGCUGUGGUUCUUCAAAGACGGGCUCCCAAUGAGGACUUUAUUGAAGUCAGCMGACUAGGGCCUUCUGAUUACUUUGGUGAGAUUGCACUGGUCCUAAACAGACCCCGAGCAGCUACGGUCACAGCCAGAGGUCUUCUCAAAUGCGUCAAACUAGACAGACAGAGAUUUGAACGAGUUAUGGGUCCAUGUAACGAUAUCUUGAAGAGAAACAUCCAGCAGUACAACAGCUUUGUUUCCCUUGUGGUAUAAUAGCCCAUGUAUAAAGAUUGUUAUAUAUAGAUGCUGGGUUAUGACGUGUUGUACAUAGACUGUUACAUUAUGCUUCUAACAUCAAGGUUAAUACUCGUUGUCUUGUGGUAUACUAUCUUGUGGCACAGAUCUAAACAUUCCCCAGUGAUUGAGCCGUCUUCAGUGGAUUUGAUAGUAUGGAGUCAGAUAAGGGUUUAAAAUAAUCUUGAUUUUAUGUAUACACAUCUGUUUCCUACUGUAAUCAUAGUUCUUCUUAGAAACUGUGAUGCAAGAGCAUUUUAUCAUUUAAGAUUUCAACUAUUUUUAGUGUGUUUUAAAGUAAUUAUAAUUAACAUUGAUUGAAAUAUAUCUCGAUCUAAUCAUUGUAAUCGAAGAGUGUUGUGUGUUUAUUGAUGUGAAAUCAGUUAAGCAUUUUAGGAUGUACAAUCUCCACCAUAUCAAAUUCCACUGGCUCAAACAUUACCUGUAGUUUUGGUUAAAAUUUCUCUUUUGACAAAAAAAAACACGUUUCUUUCUAACAGUUUCCUUACUCAGGUGAAGUACUAUUAAGCUUUAAAACAUAGUGCAAAUAACUCUAGCUUUCCUCUGUUAAACAAUCAUUCUAAAACAUAUUCUAACAACAUUUCAAACUGAUAUUAUUUUGUUUCUGUCGUGGAUAGUUUAUCAGGUUAAAAUCUACUUUCAAUGAGUAUUAAUAAUGAAACUUUAAAUAUUACAGAUUCAUUUGAACACAAAUACUGCUUUACAUUUAAUAGUUCAAGUGUGUGUGUCUGCAAUGUAAAAAGAACAGGAUGGGUUUCAUUGUUGACGAGGUUAGUCCACCAUACAUGUCACCCCGAUGCUCCAGUCAACAUGUAAACCAUAUAUUAAAGGUUAUACUAGGUUUUAUUUUGCAUAUUUUUACAUUCAUGUAUAAGUAGAAAGAUCAGUCAUCCUUUAGCUUGUGAUAGUGUAAAGAAUCUAGUAAUUUAUUAUGGCUGGUUAGAGAGAUGAAUGGAUUUUACCCAUGUGUAAGCCGCAUUCAUAGAUAUUCCACAGACAAGUACUAAGUUGUUCACAGGGCAUCCUUGAACAUAUUGGUACAACUAAAAAAGCAUUAUGACUGUUAAAACCUAAGUUUAGAAGUUCAAUUUUACUUUUAAACAAGUUUUUCAUUUUCAUUUAAAAUCUUGACCAGCUUUAUUCAAUAUUCAAAGCAUUUAUCUGAAUUAAAGCUAAAUGACAACAUUUGUGGCAAUGAAUGCACCAAACACAUGGGUAAUAGCUGUGUCAUUUGAUUAUUUUCUGCGAGAGUUGUUCAGAAAACUGGUCAGAGUUUUCUAAGUUGUUGUAGUUUAAAUUAGGACUAUCUUUGGAAGUGUUUUCACUUCAUCAGACUGUAAUAUUCAAGACCUAAUAAUAUAAUAAAUCAAAAAUAUUAACUAA
Molecule: messenger RNA, 2589 nt
Organism: Exaiptasia diaphana
Lineage: Eukaryota; Metazoa; Cnidaria; Anthozoa; Actiniaria; Aiptasiidae
Product: cAMP-dependent protein kinase type I-alpha regulatory subunit
Exons: 9
Coding region: 22-1164 (380 amino acids)
Biological process (GO): regulation of protein phosphorylation
Cellular component (GO): cAMP-dependent protein kinase complex
Molecular function (GO): cAMP-dependent protein kinase regulator activity
Source: RefSeq, a predicted model, not a curated record